UCUCGCUCUAUCACCCAUGCUGGAAUGCAAUGGCGUGAUCUCGGCUCACCGCAACCUCUGCCUCCCAGGUUAAAGCGAUUCUCCUGCCUCAGUCUCCUGAGUAGCUGUGAUUACAGGUGUGCACCACCACACCCAGCUAAUUUUUGUAUUUUUAGUAGAGAUGGGGUUUCACCAUGUUGGCCGGGCUGGUCUCGAACUCUUGACCUCAUGUUCCGCCCAUCUUGGCCUCCCAAGGUACUGGGAUUACAGGCAUGAGCCACCGCACCCUGCCCAAACAUUUCUUUUUAUUUUUGUUUUUUUUUUGAGACAGGGUCUUGCUCUGUUGCCCAAGGCUGGAGUGCAAUGGUGUGAUUAUAGCUCACUGCGGCCUCAAACUCUUGGCCUCAAGCGAUCCUCCCGUCUUGGCCUCCCAAAGUGCCGGCAUUAUAGGCAUGAGUCGCAGCAACCACUUCUAACAUUUCUUGAGCAUCUGUGAUGUAUCAAGCCUGGUGCUGGGCACUGAGGUUGCGAAGGCAUUGUUCCGGUCUUCUAGGAGCCCCAGGCUAGCAGGAGAGAUAGAUGUGUGUAGAGUUAACCACAAUACCAGGCCUCAACUUCCCGUCUGUAACAUGGGUGGAUCAUGCUAGAUUGUUCCAGCCUGUCCCGUGCUUCAUUAGCCGGUCAACAGAUCCAUCUCAAAUACCUCCCGUGGGUACUCACUGAUUGCUUCAACCCAAACCAUGGCACCCUUGAUGACUUUCCCUCAGGAAGCUCAAGGACUAUGCAUCCUUCUGGGUCCGAACUGGGCACACAGCCACCAGUGCUGGACAAUGGUGGCGGCUCAGGGACACACUGGAGCUCCCAGCAGGGUUGGGAUGAGAGAUGCAAAAUGACCACACGGUGGGUGAGGAGGGGCUCCCUCGGUGCUGCUGGGAUGAGCCCUAGACACUCUUGAUCACUCCCACAAUGACCCCUUCCCAGAGGUCCCCUCAGUCACCUGCCCUGAACCAAGAUCUUCCUGAUCCUAGACCCUCCUCCCUCCCUCUAUCUCCCAGGGCUCGGUGACAUUCCGGGCAGAAAUUUCUGACCCUUUUACUCUGGAACCUCCCUCCCCAGCCUAGUCUCUGGUCUAACUGGAUUCCUGGCAGUUCCCAGAACAAGCUGCCUUUCCCCACCUUGCCACCUCUGCCCUUGUUCUCUCUGCCCGAAUGUCCUCCUUCACCAGUCUCACUGCCUUGCACAUCUCUCCUAAGGGCUGUGUUCCCAGAAUGAGCUGCAUUUGUUCAGCCUGGCCCACCGUCUACCAGAAUGUCCUCCUUCAGCCAGUCCCGUUGCCUUGCAAAACUUUUCUGGGGGACCCGUUCAUGAUGCCUUCUGUGGCAUAAUCCAAGAAUCCAGUGCCCCCUGGAGUUGUGCCCCACAGCACCCCUUUGCAGUCAAGCUCCCCCAGCACCACACCUCCCCACCCCAGAAGAGUUCCCCUUCCCUUUGAAAUCUCAUGGGACUUUGCAUCCACCCUGGCUUUAUUGGAAGGCUUUGUAUGUCUCCACAGGGUAAAUAUCCGUUUACUGGGGUGAUGAUGUCUCCAGGAUCUAGUUAAUGUUUGUUGUCGUUGGUGACCAGCCCCACCCAGUUCUGGGCAAGCAGGGUGGCCCCUGGCAGGGACAGAGCCCACCAGACUAAACUUCUGUGGAGUAGAGAGGGGCAGGCUUCUGUCCCUUUUUGGCUAAAGGUCAUCAUGUCCAAGGCCCCUCUUCUAGCCAAACGGAGAGGCCAGGUGAUAGAGAUGGGCGAGAGUGGGUGAUGUACCCAGGAGUCCCGGCUUCCCGGCUCCUCACUCCCCUACACGUAACUUUAUCCGGCCAGUGCCGCAGAGGCUGCUGGUGAGGCCAGGUGCAUGAAUGAUCAUAAUCACAACAGCAGUGAAACUGCCAGUGAUGAAACUGAUAAGGACAAGAAAGGACAGUAAUCAAGGUGCGGUUUCUCGUGGAUGUUUCCGAGACUGCAUCCUCAAACCCUCUCCCUGAGGGUCUCCACCCUGUCCUCCCACCUAAACCUAGAAUGAGGGGGCCCUGGCCUGUGGGGACCCUGGUCUUCAGGCUCCCAAACCUGGCUGGGUCUGGCUGCCCCCUGGCCUUGCCCUGUGAAUAUCCAGCUGUUCCUGGGCUGUGAUUCAGUGUCUGUCUCCCGGGUGACCUCAGCAUGGGCUUUGAGGAAGGGGAGAGGGUAGUUUCUUCUGAGACUGGAUAGUGACUCAGGGACCAGGGGCAGGGGCCUCAAAAGUGCCUUUGUUGGCCUGGGCUCAGGAAUCCAGAGAAACUGGUCAGGAGGAGGUCCCAGUGACAAAAACUCCUCCCUCUGCCCCCGCCCCUCUGCCAGAGCCAUAUAACCGCUCAACCUGUCCCUAGCGAGAGAGUGCCCUGGCAGCUGUCGGCUGGAAGGAACUGGUCUGCUCACACUAGCCGGCUUGCGCAUCAGGACUGGCUAUAUCUCCUGACUCACGGUGCAAAGGAGCUCUCUGCGAACGUUAAGUCCGUCCCCAACGCUUGGAAUCCUACGGCCUCCACAGCCGGAUCCCCUCAGCCUUCCAGGUCCUCAACCUCCGCGGACUCUAAGCAAUGGCCUCCAUGGGGCUACAGGUGACGGGCAUCGCGCUGGCCGUCCUGGGCUGGCUGGCCGUCAUACUGUGCUGCGCGCUGCCCAUGUGGCGCGUGACGGCCUUCAUCGGCAGCAACAUCGUCACGUCGCAGACCAUCUGGGAGGGCCUGUGGAUGAACUGCGUGGUGCAGAGCACCGGCCAGAUGCAGUGCAAGGUGUACGACUCACUGCUGGCGCUGCCGCAGGACCUGCAGGCGGCCCGCGCCCUCAUCGUCAUCAGCAUCAUCGUGGCCGCUCUGGGUGUGCUGCUGUCCGUGGUGGGGGGCAAGUGUACCAACUGCCUGGAGGAUGAGAGUGCCAAGGCCAAGACCAUGAUCGUGGCGGGCGUGGUGUUCCUGUUGGCCGGCCUGCUGGUGAUAGUGCCCGUGUCCUGGACGGCCCACAACAUCAUCCGAGACUUCUACAACCCGCUGGUGGCCUCGGGGCAGAAGCGGGAGAUGGGUGCCUCGCUCUAUGUCGGCUGGGCCGCCUCCGGCCUGCUGCUGCUUGGCGGGGGGCUGCUUUGCUGCAACUGCCCACCCCGCACAGACAAGCCUUACUCUGCCAAGUAUUCUGCCGCCCGCUCUGCUGCUGCCAGCAACUACGUGUAAGGUGCCACGGCUCCAUUCUGUCCCUCUUUGCUUUGCUCUUCCCUGGACUGAGCUCAGCACAGGCUGUGACCCCAGGAGGGCCCUGCCACGGGCCACUGGCUGCUGGGGACUGGGGACUGGGCAGAGAUUGAGCCAGGCAGGAAGACAGCAGCCUUCAGCCUCUCUGGCCCAUUCAGACACCUUCCCAAGGCCGCCUCCUGCUAGCAAGAACAGAGUCCACUCUCCUCUGGAUAUUGUGGAGGGACGGAAGUGACAGGGUGUGAUGGUGGAGUGGGGAGCUGGCUUCUGCUGGCCAGGAUGGCUCAACCGUGACUUUGGGCUCUGUCUGCAUCGGUGUUAGACACUGUCCCCAUUUACAUUUUCCCCACUUUGUCUGCCUGCAUCUCCUCUGUUCCGGGCAGGCCUUGAUGUCACCUCUAGGACUGUGCCUUGCUCACCGAAACCCGCACCCAGGAGUAUGGCUGAGGCCUUGCCCACCCACUUGCCUGAGGAGUGCAGAGUGGAUGGACGGGUUUGGAGGGGAGGGGUGAAGGCUUUGUAAACAGGUUUGGGCAGCAGUGGGGGAGGGGGCCAGAGAGGCCGCUCAGGCUGCCCAGCUCUGUGGCCUCAGGACUCUGCCUCACCCACUUCAGCCCUGGGCCACUGGAGACUGAUCCCCUCUGAGUCCUCUGCCCCUGCCAAGGACAUUAACCAGCCUGGGAGGGUGGCAGAGAGGAGGGCACGGCUUCACCCUCAGGAGUCCUGGGGUUUUUCCUCCUCCUUCUUCAUGGUUUCUGUUUUGUAAUUUAAGAAGAUCUAUUCAUCACUGUAAUUAUUAUUAUUUUCUACAAUAAAUGGAACCUGUGCACAGGAGGAA
Piliocolobus tephrosceles (Ugandan red Colobus) is the source of this 4083-nucleotide messenger RNA. RefSeq names its product claudin 4 (gene CLDN4). Gene Ontology annotation, molecular function: structural molecule activity. The record is from RefSeq and is a predicted model, not a curated record. Lineage: Eukaryota; Metazoa; Chordata; Mammalia; Primates; Cercopithecidae. Gene Ontology annotation, cellular component: membrane; bicellular tight junction. The coding region runs from base 2598 to 3227 and encodes 209 amino acids. The transcript has a single exon.